AUGGGCAGUUCAGACUCGAAGCUGAACUUCCGGAAGGCCGUGAUUCAGUUGACUACACGUAAUCAGCCCAUCGACGUGAAAGAUGAGCUGUUCUGGGAGCAGCUCUGGACCGAGAGCGUCGACUCCGUGCAAGAUAUAUUCGCCCUUAUGCCAGCCGGUGAGGUUCGAGCUCUCCGUGACGACGCACCCACGAACCUCGCGACACUGUGCUAUAAAGCAGUGGAAAAAUUGGCUCGCGCAGCGGACACUCUGCUCCAGGUAGACAGUCCUCGCGAACAACAGAUAGUUCUCAACUGUGUGCGACUUCUGACGAGGCUGGUGCCUUACAUCUUCGAAGAUCCUGAUUGGAGAGGAUUUUUCUGGAGUUCACUACCUGGAAGCUCCUCGAUUCAGGGUGGGGGACAAGGCGAUGGAGAGAAUGAGAGCCCUUCGUUGGCUCAUACGAUGCUGACUUCUCUCUGUGAUUUGUUAUUCUGCCCGGACUUCACUGUGCAUUCCGCUCGACCUUCGGGAACUUCACCCGAUGGUCCGGAUGAAAUCACGGAUUCUUGUGAGCUGAUUUGGGAAGCAGGGGUGGGAUGUGCAGCUUCUCCGCCACGAAGUGCUCGUCACGAUCAUAAUCGGACUGAGAUCUUGAAACUUCUGCUGACGCUGUUCUCGAAUACGAUGUAUCACCCGGCCAACGACAAAACAUCGAAUCGUUGGCUGGAUCUUUUCACAUCGGCGGACAAUAGACACGCCUUGCCGCUCUUCACAUCUCUGUUGAACACCGUUUGUGGUUUCGAUCCGUACUCUUCACUUGUGCCGCUGAAUCACCUAAUAUUCGAAGAUCAUCGAGAACCGUUGGUUGAAGUUUGUCUGCAGCUGUUGAUCGUGGCUUUGGAUCAUGAGGGAACGAACAACCUCUUCGUGAAUUAUCUAUCCAGGAUUCACCGCGACCAUGAUUUGGAGUUUGUCCUGAAAGGUUUCACCAGGCUCCUGAAUAACCCUCUACAAUCAACGUAUCUGCCAUCCAAGAAGAUUCAGUUCCAUCAAGAACUACUAGUGCUCUUCUGGAAAACUUGCGACCACAAUCGGAAAUUUUUGUUCUUCGUGUUGAAAAGCAGCGAGGUAUUGAAUAUCUUGGUGCCAACACUCUAUCAUCUGAACGAAGCGCGAGCCGACCCCUCCCGUGUCGGACUGGUACACAUCGGAGUGUUCAUUCUGCUGCUACUCUCAGGCGAACGGAACUUCGGGGUCCGACUGAACAAACCUUAUGCUGCAUCGGUCUCCAUGGAUGUUCCGGUUUUUAGUGGAACACAUGCCGACCUCCUCGUCCUUGUGUUUCACAGGAUGAUAACCACCGGGCAUGCUAGGCUACAGCCUCUCUUCGACUGCCUUCUAACAAUCAUUGUGAAUGUGUCUCCCUACUUAAAAUCGCUGUCGAUGGUCGCAUCCACGAAACUCUUGCAUCUGCUCGAGGCCUUCUCGACACCAUGGUUCCUGUACUCGAAUCCGAACAACCACCAUCUUGUGUUUUUCCUCCUUGAAAUAUUCAACAACAUCAUACAGUACCAAUUCGACGGGAACUCGAAUCUGGUCUAUACCAUCAUACGAAAACGGAACAUAUUCCAUCUCCUGGCAAAUCUACCCACCGACGGUGGGACGAUUCAGAAGAGCGUCGCGACUGGUUCAAAACCAAGCCUGAGCAAACAGGACUCACAGAUGCUGUCGGAUCAACGAGUCACCGGGGAAGAAUCACACAUCGUAACAUUGGCUGCAACGCCAAGAAUCGAUAAGAUGACGGAGAAGGAAGAAGCUCACAAAAUGAGCAUUGACAUGGAGGGCUCCGCGGAAGGUUCGGAAAGCAAAGAAACCCAGGGGAGCGACGAAACCGAGGAGAGCGAGGAGAAACAAAAAGAGCGCGCGGUUAAAAAACAGAACUCAGUGUCUAGUCAAUCAUCCAGUCGCGAUCAAUCAGAGUGGCGACCGACACCCGACUGGGUCAUAAGUUGGAAGCAGAAGCUACCUUUGCAAACAAUCAUGCGACUUCUCCAAGUCCUCGUUCCCCAAGUUGAGAAAAUCUGCAUCGAUAAAGGUCUCACGGACGAAUCCGAGAUUUUGAAAUUCCUGCAACACGGUACGCUGGUCGGCCUCUUACCCGUUCCUCAUCCGAUCCUCAUCAGAAAAUAUCAGGCGAACGCCGGAACAGCUAUCUGGUUCAAAACGUAUAUGUGGGGUGUGAUAUAUCUACGGAAUACUGAUCCCCCAAUCUGGUACGAUACGGGCGUCCAGCUGUUCCAGAUACAGACUGUCUAGCUCCGAGGAUGAAGGUCUCCCAUGACGAGUCGAGGCGCUCCUGGCCAUCCCUCUUCAAAUACCAAGCUUCCGAAUCCCAAGCUGUGAUUUCCCCCGCCUGCAAUGGCGUCUCGAACCCCCAUCACCAACAAUUCAAACGAAUUGUAUCGAGCCGGGAUUCCUAUCCGUAGUUCUCGCACAAGAGAGUUGCGAAACUGAAAAAAUCUCAAGUCAAACCGAUCAAGGGUCGAGUCUCAGUCAGUGUGAUAGCGUGCCGGGAAGAGGGCUUAACAGUCAACAGUCCCGCACGAAAUCUUCCGUAAUCGUGGCGCCGUCUACGACGGUUGAGGGAUCCUUUGCCUUGAGCCUUAAGACGCGCCACCGACUUGAGCCUCUCCCCCCCUUUUUCCCUCCCGGAGCCUCCAUCGCGGGUCUCCGACUGUCGGGCAUCCCGAUUCGACAAGCGAAACGACUUUGUCGACGAGGGUCAUCUAGUCAAGCUUUUCGAUUUGGGAUCGUCGAUGAGUCCGGAAAUUCUAUCCGAAGAAGUUCGUGGCGGCUCCGUUCCUUCCGGCGCUCUUCUCCGCGUUCUCGACGUGUGUUCCCUGAUCCCCUGCGGAACGUUCAAAGCAACCUAUCGGACGUCUUGGAGCGUCAGACGAGCUUUCCACCGUCACGGAUGUCGAUCAAUAAAAUAAGGUCCCCG
Galendromus occidentalis (western predatory mite) is the source of this 2983-nucleotide messenger RNA. Its product is annotated as protein HID1. Bases 1 to 2298 code for a protein of 765 amino acids. The transcript is spliced from 16 exons. The record is from RefSeq and is a predicted model, not a curated record. NCBI's taxonomy places the organism in Eukaryota, Metazoa, Arthropoda, Arachnida, Mesostigmata, Phytoseiidae. Gene Ontology annotation, cellular component: Golgi medial cisterna; Golgi trans cisterna; membrane.